GGGCGCGGGGCGCUGCAGGGGCCGGGCUUGGCCCACGUGCGUCGCGGAAUCGGGAACAGGGCGGCGCGCCGCGGCCCUCUUCUCCUUUCCUGGUGGGAGGCGGUAACAGCUGGUCUGGGGCCGGGCGGCGGUCGCCCGCCAUGCCUCCCGGACUACCGUGAGGCGCAACGCGCAGCAACAUGGGGCCGGAUCCGGGCUGGGCCGCGCUGGUGCUGCUUUUUGCCGCUUCGCUGCUCACUGUCGCGGCCUGGCUGCUCCAGUACUGGCGGUCGGCGGCUCUGCGAGCGCCGCGGCGGCAGGUGCCGGCGACGGAGGAGGCCGGGGCCCGGGCGCUGCUCGCUGCUCUGCUCGCGCUCCGGUCCUUGCGUGAGCAGUGGCAGCGGGCCUGGGUGCGAGCCCUCAACAGCCAGGCGCGCCGGCACGGGAGUUCAGUGCAGAUCACAUUUGAAGAGGGUCCUCAAUUACCACCAGCAGCAAGUAUAAGCUGUGUGACGUGCAAGGGCCAGUCGGGCCACAGCAUGGUGCUGUGUUGUCAUCUGUCAGCUGAAGCUGUGAAAUUCCCCGUCUCUGUAACCCAGCAGUCUGCAGUUGCUGUUUCUGUGGACACAUAUCACGUCACUUUGGCUCUGCUGCAGGCUCAGGUGGAGAUCCACUUGGAGGAGAUACAGAAUCAGGGUCUCCUGGUGUCAUGGACAUUCAAGGACAGACCAGACUUGAAUCUGUCAGUUCUUCCAAGACUUCAGCCAUGUGAGAAGAAUGAAGGGAGAGCAGAUCUGUCCACCAUAAAGGAUCUAAUCGAGGAUACUAUUGUCAGCACGCAGCCAGCCAUGAUGGUGAAUCUGAAGGCUUGCACAGCAGGAACCGGCACAGUAUCCAGCAGCAAAGUGACCCAAGAGUCUCCGUACAGUGUAGUAGCAGCACCUCUGGGUUCAAAGCUGUUGCUUCGGAAUCUUCGUGUGCUGAACCUAGGCUCACAGAAGAAUGGAGGAGUUGGGGAGAUAUGCUGUGUUGCAGAGCUAGACAGUCCCCCGCAGCAGAAGUGGACAAGGCCAGUGAGAGCUGGUAGUGCUGGCACUGCUGCAGAGAUGGAGUGGAAUGAAGAGCUCUUCCUUGAGUUAGGACCCAGAAGUAAGGAGCUGAAGCUACGGGUGCUGGGGAACGGUGGCAAAGGGGAAGGUGUGCUGCUAGCACAUACUACUCUUUUGCUUGAUUCUUUGGGGAAACAGCCCUCUGGAAGACAGGUCUGCUCCCUGGCCUCAGGAGCUGGGCAGCCACUGGCAGCUGAAGCUACCAUUGUUUUGGAGCUUUUAUACCAGGAUUCUCCUGCAUCUCUGAAUGCUCAGCAUGCCACAGCUCUGCAUACCAGCAUCACCCCCACCAAGAAGGUGGAGAUGGAUCGGACCAUCAUGCCCGAUGGCACCAUUGUGACUACUGUCACCACCAUUCAGUCCCGACCCAAGGUGGACUGUAAGCUGGACUCACCUUCAAGGUCACCGUCCAAAGUGGAAGUGACAGAAAAGAAGACAACAGUGCUUUUGGAAAGCAGCUGUCCUCACAGCUCCUUGUACAGCAGUAGCCGGGACAGCCAGAUGCCCAAUGGCUUGGAUCCGGUGGCUGAGACGGCAAUCAGGCAGCUAACUGAGGCAAAUAACAAGCCCAUCAAGAAGACCCCAACAAAACGUAGCACGCUGAUCAUCUCAGGAGUUUCCAAGGUACCUCUUGAUCAAGAUGAAGUGGCACUUUCUCUGGGUUAUGCUGCAUCCAUGGAGGCCACAGUGUAUGGGGAUACUGUGGCAGUGUGUGCAUCUGACCAGGUACAUGAUUCCACUGAAUCAUCACAGCUGCUGGAAGCGUCACCAUCAGAACAAAGAGCCAGUCAGGAGCUGGAUGAGACAACGCGAUCUGACAUCUCUGAGAGACCAUCUGUGGAAGAUGUUGAGUCUGAAACUGGCUCCACGGGAGCCCUUGAGACCAGGAGCUUGAAAGAUCACAAAGUUAGCUUUCUUCGGAGUAGUACCAAACUCAUCUUCCGGAGAAGGAGCAAGCAGAAGGAAGCUGGCCUCAGCCAGUCACACGAUGACUUGUCCAACGUCACUGCUAGCUCUGCCACCAAGAAGAAAGCUGGCAGCUUCUCCCACCGCCUCAUCAAACGCUUCUCCUUCAAGUCUAAAUCCAAACCUAAAACUAGUGACAGCACAGCAACAGCCCAUGGCUACGGGAGGUGACUGUUUCCUACUGGAUGAGAGAAUGCUGCACCAGACCUGACCACUGAGGAGAAAGAAGAGCAUGGAGGUGCCAAGCCCUGCAGCAGACCUCUUGGGAGUUGUGUGCAUUAGUGACUUAUUUUGUGCUAAUGACUGUCCAUUUGCACUUGGCAAGCAGCUGUGCUGAGUGAAGGAGCCUUACAUAUUGUGGGGGUCAGGUGGUGGCCUUGUGCUCUGCGAGGGCUGUAUCAGUGGAGUGGUUCUGGAGGAGCCAUGUGUUUGGACAAGGAGAGGGUGGUGAUGGGGGAAAAGCUGCUCUGCAAAGGGCCAGUGGUGGCUGCAGGAUGUGGGAUGGGAGGAGGAGGAGAGUGGUGGUGUUUGGGCAGCCUUAUGUUUGCUGCCUGGGCAGCUGUGGAUGAUGCAACCUGAUCUACAGCGGAAGGAGAAAAGGGGCAGGGAUUGGGGCCAUACUGGGGCCACGGGACCCAGGAUAAAGUGACCUGUGACCAAGGUGGUAGGUGACCUGGGGGUUGGGGUGUGGCUCUAGGACUGAUUGGUGGGACUGUGCUGAGUGGAUCUCAGGAAAAGACCCAGUGAGGGGCCUGGUGGUGCUGGAGGUGUGGAACAAGGAUGGAGAUAUUCUAGGGUAUGUGGGGCUGCUCUGCUGGUCCCAGGGCAGGAAUGCCACAGCCCGCUGAAUGCCAGGAGCUGUAGUCUUCUGGCGUGAGCCUUAGGAACAGUCAUGUUCAUUUUGACUGCGUUCAGUGAGGAAGGUGUUUCCUACAGUCUUUCUCUGCAGUGUGAGGAGGGUUGGUGGCUUCUAGCUUCCCAAGGGACAUUUACUCAUCCACUGCAUGCUAACCAGCUGUGCCCUGACAGCAUGUAGGCAGCAUCAGCACUGCUCUCACUGCUACUGCCAGGGAAGUGACAAACACCGCUGCAAGCUAGGUCUGAAAUGAGGGGUGAGGAAAACUUGGUGACAAAAUUAUGGUCUUUGCUGGGCCGUAAUGAUGAAACGUCGGAUCUGUAGCUGAGAGGAUCACACAUACGCAGAAGCACCACAGUAAACGCAUAGACUUCUUCCAGGCAAUUAUAUGCAUGCACUAAAAACAGAUUUCUUUAUCUUCAGAA
This is a messenger RNA of Numida meleagris (helmeted guineafowl), 3335 nucleotides long. It is a transcript of the gene C2CD2L, whose product is annotated as C2CD2 like. The record is from RefSeq and is a predicted model, not a curated record. Gene Ontology annotation, cellular component: cytoplasmic side of apical plasma membrane. Gene Ontology annotation, biological process: positive regulation of insulin secretion involved in cellular response to glucose stimulus. The transcript is spliced from 15 exons. Lineage: Eukaryota; Metazoa; Chordata; Aves; Galliformes; Numididae. Gene Ontology annotation, molecular function: phosphatidylinositol transfer activity; phosphatidylinositol binding. The coding region runs from base 180 to 2225 and encodes 681 amino acids.